AUGCAGACACGGACGGGCCACGUGGUCAAGAACUGGCGACGCCGCUUCUUUCGCCUCCUUGGCGCGUCGCUCGAGUACUUUGACAGCCACCGCCACGACGCCAAGCGUUGCGGUCGCAUUGCGCUGGUCGGCGCGACCGUCGCGCACGGCGCUGCCAUUGGCAGCCUCGGCGAAGGCGUCGCAUCCGCUGCCGACGAGCGCCGCUUCGUCUUUCGCGUCGUCGACGGGUCGUCGCACGUGGCGUACUACAUGUGCGCCGAGGUCCCGGGCGGCUCGGACGCCAGUCGCGCCAACGCAGCAGCGUGGGUCUCUUGCAUCCAAGCCCGCAUUCGCGCCGCGUCCCUCGAUGCGCUGCCGGCCGCCGUCAACACUCCAUUUUCAGCGACCGUCGUCAGCGCCAGGAUCGGGACGGCAGACGAAGUCUAUGAGCUGCACUGCGAAGCGUCCGUGGUCCGUCCGUGCGCGGACGGCCUCGAAGAGAUCAAGUGCUCGUGGAUUCUGUGGCAUACGCGGAGUGACUUUGCUGCGCUGGAUGGGCACCUCCGCUCUGUCAUGGCGGACGAGAUGGCGUCGCUGGCGUUUCCCACCGUGCACGCGGCCGUCUCGUUGGCGCAGCGCCUGUCGGCGUCGUCUCUACAGGUGUGCACAGCCGCCUUUGACGCAUACGUGCAGCAGCUCUUGGCGCGACCGUUCAUUGACCAGCCCAGCGCCGAGCUCGUUCUCGACUUUCUCGAGUAUGCAGCCCACGCAUCACAGCUGCCAGCACCCGAGCACCACGCAACGCGAUCUCAAGCUGUCCCAAAAAAGCCGGACGAUGCGACGCUCUACAUGGCCGAGGUCGGUCGCAAGCUGCUCAAGGCUGCGAUUGCGGAUUAA
Molecule: messenger RNA, 876 nt
Organism: Saprolegnia parasitica CBS 223.65
Lineage: Eukaryota; Oomycota; Saprolegniomycetes; Saprolegniales; Saprolegniaceae
Exons: 9
Coding region: 1-876 (291 amino acids)
Molecular function (GO): phosphatidylinositol binding
Source: RefSeq, a predicted model, not a curated record